CCUAACCCCAUCCUUCUCUGUCCUUUCUCUCUCUUCUCCACCAUCAUCACAUCACUUUACUCUCUCUCCAUCUCGGGAGAUCUCAUUCUCUCAUUUCAAACCCUAGAAACUCUCUAAUCACAAUCUCUUUCUACUUCAUUUAUGGCGAGCUUCAGUCUCUCCAGGUCACUCCUGCUUCUACUCCUCAUGAUUGUCAUCGCAUUGUUUUCAAGAUUCUCGAUUUCGGAAGCUACCUCAUCUUUCUCGUUCACCAGUUCCGAUAAAAACGCGAGCUUCAAGUCCAACGAAAUUGCCCUGUUCGGCGACGCUAAGCUCGUCGACGGCGGAUCUUCGAUUCAGCUGACUGACUCAGUGUCUCUCGGUGGUGGGCGGGUCGUCUACAAGAAACCCAUUGAGUCCGUGGAUACUGUAACCGACUAUUUCGUGGGAUUCUCUACUGUUUUCUCUUUCUCCAUGUCUCCUGGUCGUGGUGGGAGACUCGGAUUUGUGGUGUUCCCUGCUAACGGAACAUUUGAUCAACCUUUACUCCAAGUUAAGUUCGAUUUUUCUGAGAAUUUCACUAAGUUUAGAGAUUCGAAUGUCACUGUGAUUGUGGAUGGUACUACGGUUUCUCAUAAGAUUAACAAUCUCACGAUUGUACUGGACAAGGAGAAAAAGGACAACUUGUUGUUGUACGCUUGGAUUAGUUACCAAGCAAGUGGCAGGUUCAUAGAUGUUCAUUUAUGCAGAUCAGAAAGCUUUAAAGCCGUUCAUUCUCAUUACAUUUCUCGGAUAGAUUUGUUGAAAGAGACGGAUGAGCUCAUGGUCGGUGUUAAGUCAUACAGCGGGAACUUUGAUCUCCACUCUUGGAGAUUAGAAGCGAGACAUUUCCCGAGGAAUAUGCAUUCUUAUGCAGCGCUUAUGGAAUCAAAGCGUACAGGCGAGGAGGAGGCCAAGAGAAGGAGAAGAAAGAGGAUGUGGGGGAUUGUCACUUGCUUUGUCAUGACCUUUGGAUCAACAGGGCUUGUGUUCUUUGCCAUGAUGCAUAUAUGGGCAGCAUUCAAAAGAAACUAUCUUGCUAUUGUGAUGCAAGAGGAGUGUGGGAUCAAGACCAAGGAGUUUGGGUACGAGAAGAUGGAGAAAAUGGAAGUUGUGAUGAGUAAAGCUGACGCCAAACAAGAAACGAAGUGAAGUCAAGUUUGGUGAUUUUGUGUGUUUAGGAUAUGUUAUAUUUUUAUGUAAUCAAGUAGAUUCUUGGGACUGUCAUGGUACCACGAGGUUCUUCACUGGCUAAUGUAGCCCUAUCUUCAUGUGUGUAAGCUUGCAAUGUUAUUACUCUUUGGCAUU
Capsella rubella is the source of this 1326-nucleotide messenger RNA. RefSeq lists its product as uncharacterized. Lineage: Eukaryota; Viridiplantae; Streptophyta; Magnoliopsida; Brassicales; Brassicaceae. The record is from RefSeq and is a predicted model, not a curated record. Bases 142 to 1170 code for a protein of 342 amino acids. Gene Ontology annotation, molecular function: carbohydrate binding. The transcript has a single exon.